Messenger RNA from Histoplasma capsulatum G186AR, 379 nucleotides. RefSeq lists its product as uncharacterized. Lineage: Eukaryota; Fungi; Ascomycota; Eurotiomycetes; Onygenales; Ajellomycetaceae. Bases 146 to 364 code for a protein of 72 amino acids. The record is from RefSeq and is a predicted model, not a curated record. The transcript has a single exon.
UGAUUUGUUCUGGAGAGAGAAGUUGCGAGCAGGUACAUGCCUACUAAAUGUAUUCCACCAAGCCUGUUCAAUAUAUUUUCCCCGUCUUUCUUCAUUUCUGCGUUCGAAUGAUGGUUUUUUCUUCCCCUUUUAUUUCGUUCUCUUGAUGCUUGACAAGAAAAGGAUGGUUGGCUGGCUUGAACGGGACAAAGGCGUAUCUCGUAUUGCUAUCGCAUUGUGUCGGGCCGUGUCGUAUCGUGUCGUGUGGGUUGGGGGAUGGGGAUAUAUAGCUUAUUGGGGAAGGGAGAAACCUGCUCUCCGCUCUCUACCUAACCCUCACCUAGCUCACCUAGCUUACCUAGCUUACUGUAGUGAACCUACUUAAACCCCAUUUUACAUG